This is a messenger RNA of Phytophthora infestans T30-4, 2472 nucleotides long. RefSeq lists its product as uncharacterized. Gene Ontology annotation, molecular function: protein binding; RNA binding. Lineage: Eukaryota; Oomycota; Peronosporomycetes; Peronosporales; Peronosporaceae. The transcript has 2 exons. Gene Ontology annotation, cellular component: nucleolus. Gene Ontology annotation, biological process: positive regulation of transcription by RNA polymerase I; positive regulation of rRNA processing. The record is from RefSeq and is a predicted model, not a curated record. Bases 1 to 2472 code for a protein of 823 amino acids.
AUGACGGACGAGCUGGAGCUACUGACGCCGCCGCCGCAGGCCGCGCCAUCCUCAGGGCGCGUGGGUCUCUCCGCCGCUACGCUCGUGUACUCGUCCGACGGUCGCUACGUGUUCCAGCGUCAGGCGCACGUGGUGCGCGUGCUGCACUCGCAAAGCGGUCGCGUCCUUCACGAAUGUGUUCGCGCUGACAACAAGAGCGCGGUGCGCGCGCUGGCACUGCACCCACACAACGCGCUGCAGUUGCUAGCUGCAUACGACGACGGCUACAUUAUCGUGUGGGAUUUCGUGGAGCACAAGCCGCUCGCGGAGCUGGAUGCCAAGGCGCCCGUACUGUGGAUGGCGUCCAGCCGCACGAGCGCGUCGCAGCUUCUUCUGGUCGUCCAGACCGACGCAAACACCUGGAGCCUAAUAGAGUUCAGCCUAAAGAAAAAGAAACGCGGUCGCGUGUUGUUUCAGAAUAGCAAAAAGCUGUUCCAGGCUGCUGCGCUGCAGAGCUACACGACGCCACAAGGUGACGGCGAACAGGCUGUUCCGGGAGACUUUUUAGUAGUGGCGGCCGGCGACAAGCUGGUCACUUUAUGGCUCCACCACCAAUCGGGAGCUAAAGACUCGGGCAACCGCGUGUACUCAAUGCAGAAGCUCAACCACCUUCGUGACGUCACGUGCGUCGCCGUCAGCCCGACGCAACGGGAGUUCUCUAUCGGCGACCAGAUUGGCCAGAUCUACCGAUACCAGCAGCAAGGAGAAACAGCGUCCAAGAUGCACUGGCACUCGCACGCCGUGCACUGCAUCCAGUACUCGAGCGACGGCCAGUUCCUGCUGUCGGGCGGUGAAGAGUGCGUGCUGGUGUCCUGGCAACUGGAAACAGGUCGUCGCGCUUAUCUGCCGCGUCUCCCGGCGUCCGUGGAGGUCAUUGCGCCUCGUCAAGACGGUGGCGUGUACGCCGUGGGCCUGGCGGACAGUGUACUCUUCCAAUACAACCCGGUGACGCGCGAACAGGAGUGGGAGGCGCGUGGCUUUGUCGCGUGCCGUUCUACGAGCCGUUCGCGGAACCGUGUACUGCAGACGUUGCUGCUAUCAGAGCGAAACCAGGUUACGCGCACAGAGGACGAGGUGUUGCCUACGCUUCGUGCGUCACACUCGUGCUUCAGCUCCCGUGGCGGCGACUUGGUGACGCUUCAUGCGCCGACGACGGCGAAACACGGCGACGAACAGGCUCUGCGCUUCUGGACGCGUCGUGUGGACGGCUCGUUCUUUGUCAACACGGCAAUUGACGCGCCUCACGGCCGCGCACAGGUAACGAGCAUGACGUACUCGCCUUCCCAGACCGAGGACAGUCUGGUGACGGCGGAUGAACAGGGAGAUUUCAAGGUGUGGCAGAAGACGGCGACGGAGACAGGAGGCGCGUCGUGGCACUGUCAGGCGGUUGUGCGCUUCCGUGACGAGCCGGUCACUGCCGUGGGCUUUGCGCGCGAUGGAUCGUUGCUUGCUGUGGCGUACGGUAACAAACUCACGCUCUGGGACGUCGCUACGCACUCGUUGCGGCGUGUGAUCCCGUCCGCGGACGGCCAGACAAUUACUCAGAUUGUUUUCCCCGGUAUCAACUCGCCGUACGUCGUGGUUGUGACAGACAGUCAGGUACAGGUGUGGAGUUUGUUGUCGCUGUCGCUGUGGUGGCGCUACACGGUACCCAAGGGUGCCGUCGUGGCCGAGGAAUCUCUGUACGAACGCUUCUUGGUCUGGUUGCCAGUGGACGACUCGAAGAAGAAAACGCUGGUGCUGGUUUUCGACGCCCAGACGCCUGUACCGACCUGCGUGCGUGUUGUAGACGUUGGCUGUAAGGUGUGGAGCGCUGGUUUCCACCCCGGCACUGGAGACAUUGUGCUUCUUGACAACAAGACCGGAGUAUGGAGACUGGACGGACCUAAGGCCAGAUCGCAGGACGCCCGGCGCCGGAAACAGGCCCACGUUGCUGCCGUCGCUGCGCGCGACGCCGCCAAGGACGGCGAACAGGAGGCCAAGGCUCUCAGCGCCAUCUACAACGCCGCCAGUGGCGGUCGUCUUGCAGAGAAAAAGUCCAGCCACAUGCAUGCGGGGCCUCAUGGCGUGGCGGCCAACGGCUCUGCGUCUAGCAGCCUGUUCGACGCGCCGGCUCACGUCCUGCCGUCCAUGACGGCACUGUACCGGUCGUUCAUGGACACCAUGCUGCCGAAGCCCCACCAGGUUGCUGAAGCCGACGAGACUGUUAAGAACGCGAACGAACCGUCGACGUCGCAGAAGAAGAAGAACAAGCGACGUAAGAAGCAGCAACAGCAACAAGCCACGACGGAUCCGACCGUGAAUGAAAGUGGAGAGCAACGCAAGCGCAUGAAGCUCCAGGUAGAGAAAGAACUGGCUAACACGGAGUUGCAGCAGCAGACAUACUCCAAACUGCUCGAGACAUUUCGCAACAGUAAGGCGCGUCGGGCGUAG